This is a messenger RNA of Lynx canadensis (Canada lynx), 951 nucleotides long. It is a transcript of the gene PHOX2B, whose product is annotated as paired like homeobox 2B. NCBI's taxonomy places the organism in Eukaryota, Metazoa, Chordata, Mammalia, Carnivora, Felidae. Gene Ontology annotation, molecular function: DNA-binding transcription factor activity, RNA polymerase II-specific; RNA polymerase II transcription regulatory region sequence-specific DNA binding. Gene Ontology annotation, biological process: regulation of transcription by RNA polymerase II. The record is from RefSeq and is a predicted model, not a curated record.
AUGUAUAAAAUGGAAUAUUCUUACCUCAAUUCCUCUGCCUACGAGUCCUGUAUGGCUGGGAUGGACACCUCGAGCCUGGCUUCAGCCUAUGCUGACUUCAGUUCCUGCAGCCAGGCCAGUGGCUUCCAGUAUAACCCGAUAAGGACCACUUUUGGGGCCACGUCCGGCUGCCCGUCCCUCACGCCGGGAUCCUGCAGCCUCGGCACCCUCAGGGACCACCAGAGCAGUCCGUACGCCGCAGUUCCUUACAAACUCUUCACCGACCACGGCGGCCUCAACGAAAAGCGCAAGCAGCGGCGCAUCCGCACCACUUUCACUAGCGCGCAGCUCAAAGAGCUGGAGAGGGUCUUCGCAGAGACGCACUACCCUGACAUCUACACCCGGGAGGAGCUGGCUCUGAAGAUCGACCUCACCGAGGCGCGAGUCCAGGUGUGGUUCCAGAACCGCCGCGCCAAGUUCCGGAAGCAGGAGCGGGCAGCAGCGGCCGCCGCGGCCGCGGCCAAGAACGGCUCUUCGGGAAAGAAGUCCGAUUCGUCCCGGGACGAUGAGAGCAAAGAGGCCAAGAGUACCGACCCGGACAGCACUGGGGGCCCCGGCCCCAACCCCAACCCCACUCCCAGCUGCGGGGCGAGUGGCGGCGGCGGCGGCGGGCCCAGCCCGGCAGGAGCCCCGGGGGCUGCGGGGCCCGGGGGCCCGGGAGGUGAACCCGGCAAGGGAGGCGCGGCGGCGGCGGCGGCGGCGGCUGCGGCGGCGGCUGCUGCGGCUGCGGCGGCGGCGGCAGCGGCCGGGGGUCUGGCUGCAGCCGGGGGCCCUGGACAAGGCUGGGCUCCCGGCCCCGGGCCCAUCACCUCCAUCCCGGAUUCUCUCGGGGGCCCCUUCGCCAGUGUCCUAUCUUCGCUCCAAAGACCCAACGGUGCCAAAGCCGCCUUAGUGAAGAGCAGUAUGUUCUGA